AGUCGCGCGGGCAGGGCUCCGGGCGCGAGCCGGCCCGCCGCACCGCAUUCAUCCGCUGCCAAGGGAGCCGCCGGGCGCUCGCAGGCUCGGCGCGCGCUGCCCGCCGAGGACCCCGCCGCCGCGCCCUCGCCGCCGGGAGCCAUGGCCGGCCUGGGCCACUCCGCCGCCUUCGGCCGGGCCACCCACGCCGUGGUGCGGGCGCUGCCCGAGUCGCUCAGCCGGCACGCGCUGAGGCGCGCCAAGGGCGAGGAGGUGGAUUUCGCCCGCGCCGAGCGCCAGCACCAGCUCUACGUGGGCGUGCUGGGCAGCAAGCUGGGGCUGCAGGUGGUGCAGCUGCCGGCCGACGAGAGCCUCCCGGACUGCGUGUUCGUGGAGGACGUGGCCGUGGUGUGCGAGGAGACGGCGCUCAUCACCCGCCCCGGGGCGCCGAGCCGGAGGAAGGAGGUUGACAUGAUGAAAGAAGCAUUAGAAAAACUCCAGCUCAAUAUAGUAGAAAUGAAAGAUGAAAAUGCAACCUUAGAUGGAGGAGAUGUCUUAUUCACAGGCAGAGAAUUUUUUGUGGGCCUUUCCAAAAGGACAAAUCAACGAGGUGCUGAAAUCUUGGCUGAUACUUUUAAGGAUUAUGCGGUCUCCACAGUCCCAGUGGCUGAUUCUUUGCAUUUGAAGAGUUUCUGCAGCAUGGCUGGGCCCAACCUGAUUGCAAUUGGGUCUAGUGAAUCUGCACAGAAGGCCCUCAAGAUCAUGCAACAGAUGAGUGACCACCGCUAUGACAAGCUCACUGUGCCUGAUGACAUGGCUGCAAACUGUAUAUAUCUAAAUAUCCCUAGCAAAGGACAUGUCUUGCUGCACCAAACCCCAGAAGAGUAUCCAGAAAGCGCAAAGGUUUAUGAGAAACUGAAAGACUAUCUGCUGAUCCCUGUGAGCAUUUCUGAACUGGAAAAGGUGGAUGGGUUGCUCACCUGCUCCUCAGUUUUUAUUAACAAGAAAGUGGACUCCUGAGCUACAGAGUCCCUCCCUUGUAGCCGGCAAGGUGGCCCUGGCCAGGCUGAUGACUCUGUACCCACUCCUUUUGUUUUUCUUGACAAUCUACUGUGCCACUGUGCUACUAACUCUUGUUUACAAAAAUUUAAUUCUGUUUCAUUGCUUCAUUUUCUGCACCCUCACCCUCCCCUCCUUCCCCUCUCAGUGGUACCUAAGCUGUGGAUGUGCUAAAUGAAUUAAGCAACCUAGAAAACAUAGAACUAAUGAGUCAUUGAAAUGUGAUUAAUAAUAGUAUGGAAACACUCAUUUUAGUGUUCACAUUAUCUGUGUGAAAAUCGUUUAGUUGCAGUAUAUUCUGAAGAAUACCUUCCUGAUCAGUCAGAUAAGCUAGCUUUUUUCCUCUGUGUCGUGAAUCAUGUUUGGUUCCUGUGAAAUUCCUGAUCCAGUGAUUCCCCUCAUUCUCUCUGUUCCUCUCUCUCUGUUCCUCUCUCUCCCCCCCCCUCUCUCUCUCUCUCUCUCUCUCUCUCUCUCAUUUUCUUCUGAAUUCUGGAAACCUUUUCCCCCAGUACUCUCUUUGGCCUUUCUAUCACAGCCACCUUGACCUUGGGUAAAAUCCAAGGUCUUGUAUUGUGGACGCCUCCCUGUAGGUGCCCAGUCUGCCUGCAGUCUCCACUCGCUCACAGCUGACACAUCGGUCACCACCAGCCCCCUCUCCCCUGGAGGGCCAAAGCGGCUCCUCUGCAGAACUACGACCAAAAUCAGAGUGGCUGCUUGGAGCAGUGUUAGCUACACAGAGGCAGAUCCCUCACAGGGUUUGCCCCGGGAUCCAAAUUCCAGAAGUAGGGCACCACACCCCGGAAGGUAAAUGCAGCACCAGAUGGUUGCUAAGGGCUCUUAGAUCAAGAAACGUAGGAACACCCCCUGGGUACAACAUCUUAGAAAGUCUCUAAGUCACAUUCCAUGAAUUUUUACCUCAUUACUGUUCAUGUAGGACCUAGAAGAAAGACUUAUUAUUUUUUUCCUUCAGCUUAUUUCUGCUUCCCUCUGCGGACUCACCCUAUUUCCAGCCUCCAGUCCUUGCACUUACCCUGUUCUCACAAAGUCAUUUCUUUCCAAAAGGACAUCUAAAGAUGAUUAUUGAUGGUCUAGUGAGAGUCAGAGGGAGCGGCCCUGCAUGUUAAGGAGCACAUUCAAGAAGUGAUCAGCUUGGUGCCAGAAACCAACUUCAGACAGUGGGUGAUUCUACUCUGAAAUAUCCAUGCAUACUUACUAUGGAAUGCAAUUAAAGCUUCUUUCUUCUCUACCCUUCAAGUUGCACAACUUUCAACUGACACGGGUGUCUUAAAAAGGGCAAUGCCACAGUGAAGCUAGACAUUAUCCUUUUACUUAGAGUUGAAAGAAUCAGGCUCGGAAUAUGGUACUUUCCAAGGAAUGGUGCCAGAUCCAGGCAUCUUAUCAGACCUCCUCGUCAUCUCCACCUUUCCUGUAUUACCUUGCGGCUUGUUGUUUAAAAUUUAAAAUCAGGGAGACUAAGAAAUAUUAUUUCAGUGCUCACUGUGCUCACCUCCAUGUUUGUAGUCAAACCACCAUUAGGGCGGUGAACAAGGGAGGAUUACCUGACUGCUUUUACUCCUCAGCAGGUGCGGGGGGGGGGGGGGCCUCUGGAGAAUGGAGAAAUAGAGAAAACCACUAUCUUUUUUUCGUCUACUUGAUAAUUUUAUGCUGGUGACUUGAAGAAGUACCUUCUCCACCCCCCCCCUUCCUUAUUAACUUUAAAAUUCAUAUCACUUGCAAAUACCUAGCAAUGUGCACCCCGUGAAUGAACCAUAUCGUGGUCACCAUUGCACUUUGAAAUUUCUCAUGGUGGGUGAAUAAUGUUUUUCAGAGAAAAUGAAUGCUGGCCACAUGCUCAAGUUAAUAAAGAAAAGUUGUUCUCAGUAAUUAAGGUUGCCCUUUUGGGUUACAUCUGGCCCUACACUGGCAAAAAGCAGAACUCCUCCCUGGGAGAGCGCACCAACUCAAAAGCAACCACAAGAAAAACAACCCAAUCAGGCAGUUUAGGCUAACUGGCAUAUAAUUUUCAAUAGCAUUCCUUCUGUCAUCACUAAAAUUAAAGAACUGUUCUGUAUUAUGUUUAACUAACUGCAAAUGAAUAGCUUUUGUAACAGUUUAUUCUGCCAAAAGCGAUUUUGUAUUUUCCCUUUCCUUUCCUUCUUUCCCUUUCCCUCUUUCUGUCUUGAGAAAUCACAUAGACACUUUGUGCCUCUUUUACGUCUUAUUCUGCACUGCUGUUACCUGGUCAGGGUGGCUUCUUUUUCUCCCUGUGUAAUACAAAAAUGUGAAAACCUAAAAUACUUGCAGAAGAAUGGUAUUACUUAUUUGAUGUUCUCAUCAGCAUAAUGUUUUCUUUAAAAAAUAAAGAUACCAAUUACAGAGAUUUCUUUCUCAUCCAUUGUGACUUGUAAGGAAGAAUAAACUAACAGACACUGUUUUUGGACAUGAUAAAAACAUGAGGAAUUUUAUUUAAGUAAGUAAAAGUUGAGUCAAAAAUAUUUCACUAGUAUUAUUCAGUUUAAUAAAGAGACAAUGUAGAGCAAAUUCAUUAUUUAGCAUUAUUUCUUUAUGAUGGAUUGCUAUAGAAAUCAGUAGGCACAUCUCUCUAAUGUGUAUUGAUUGCUUGUUUAAGCUACUGUGAACAGAUUGCUACCGCCAUUUCUUGAUCUUUAAGGGGAAAAAUAGUCUAUAGAUGAAUAAUACAAGUUAUGUAGAGUUGCAUGUCAGUCUUUAUAAUUAUUUAAUCUUUAACAUGCUCCAGAGCUUGGGUAUGAUUUCAACAUGAUGUUAGAUUUGUGCAUUUCACUUUCCUGCCCAUCUUGUUCCAGCCAAUGUAUGGAUCCACUCUGUGUGCCAAAACCAGUACUGCCUUUCAUGGCCCAUUAGUCCUGAGAACUUCUGCACUGAUUUUAGUCUCUGGCUGACCCAGUUCUACAUGUAUACAAAUCAAGAUGGAAUAAAGUGUGAGUUGUAAUGUGA
Cavia porcellus (domestic guinea pig) is the source of this 4014-nucleotide messenger RNA. RefSeq names its product dimethylarginine dimethylaminohydrolase 1 (gene Ddah1). Bases 142 to 999 code for a protein of 285 amino acids. The record is from RefSeq and is a predicted model, not a curated record. The transcript has 6 exons. Gene Ontology annotation, biological process: positive regulation of nitric oxide biosynthetic process; arginine metabolic process. NCBI's taxonomy places the organism in Eukaryota, Metazoa, Chordata, Mammalia, Rodentia, Caviidae. Gene Ontology annotation, molecular function: dimethylargininase activity; amino acid binding.